GACCCAGGCGAGCUAGACGUCUGGGCAGCCCCAGCGCAACGCGCAGCAGCCUCCCUCCUCUUCUUCCCGCACUGUGCGCUCCUCCUGGGCUAGGGAGUCUGGAGUGAGUCCCGGAGGCUUCCGCCUCCCAGACAGACUACGGGUCACCUGGACAGGAGCCUGAGUCCGGGUCGCGUCGCUGCCGACGCAGUCACCGGGCACGACCGUGGGACUCCGUCUGUCUCGGAUUAAUCUCGGAGAGCCAGAGCCAAUCUAUCCCGGUCAGAGAUGCGACCCUUGGGGACCGUGAGAAGCAAGCUGCUGGUGCUGCUGGCCGCACUCUGCGCCGCAGGUGGGGCGCUGGAGGAAAAGAAAGUUUGCCAAGGCACAAGUAACAGACUCACCCAAUUGGGCACUUUUGAAGACCACUUUCUGAGCCUGCAGAGGAUGUUCAACAACUGUGAAGUGGUCCUUGGGAACUUGGAAAUUACCUAUGUGCAAAAGAAUUAUGACCUUUCCUUCUUAAAGACCAUCCAGGAGGUGGCUGGCUAUGUGCUCAUCGCCCUCAACACUGUGGAGAGGAUCCCUUUGGAGAACCUGCAGAUCAUCAGGGGAAAUGCUCUCUAUGAAAACACCUACGCCUUAGCCGUCUUGUCCAACUAUGGGACAAACAGAACCGGGCUUAAGGAACUGCCCAUGAGGAACUUACAAGAAAUCCUGACUGGUGCUGUGCGAUUCAGCAACAACCACAUCCUCUGCAAUAUGGAGACUAUCCAGUGGAGGGACAUCGUCCACAAUGUCUUUCUGAGCAACAUGUCAAUGGACUUGCAGAACCACCUGAGCAGCUGCCCAAAAUGUGAUCCAAGCUGUCCCAAUGGCAGCUGCUGGGGAGGAGGAGAGGAGAACUGCCAGAAACUGACCAAAAUCAUCUGUGCCCAGCAAUGUUCCCGGCGUUGUCGUGGCAGGUCCCCCAGUGACUGCUGCCACAACCAGUGUGCUGCAGGAUGUACAGGGCCCCGAGAGAGUGACUGUCUGGUCUGCCACAAGUUCCGAGAUGAAGCCACAUGCAAAGACACCUGCCCACCACUCAUGCUGUACAACCCCACGACGUACCAGAUGGAUGUCAACCCUGAGGGGAAGUACAGCUUUGGUGCCACCUGUGUGAAGAAGUGCCCCCGAAACUACGUGGUGACAGAUCAUGGCUCAUGUGUCCGGGCCUGUGGGCCUGACUACUACGAAGUGGAAGAAGAUGGCGUCAGCAAGUGUAAAAAAUGUGAUGGGCCCUGUCGCAAAGUUUGUAAUGGCAUAGGCAUUGGUGAAUUUAAAGACACACUCUCCAUAAAUGCUACAAACAUCAAACACUUCAAAUACUGCACCGCCAUCAGCGGGGACCUUCAUAUCCUGCCAGUGGCCUUUAAGGGGGAUUCUUUCACACGCACACCUCCUCUAGACCCACGGGAACUAGAAAUUCUAAAAACCGUAAAAGAAAUAACAGGGUUUUUGCUGAUUCAGGCUUGGCCUGAAAACUGGACUGACCUCCAUGCUUUUGAGAACCUGGAAAUAAUACGUGGUAGAACAAAGCAACAUGGUCAGUUUUCUCUGGCGGUCGUUGGCCUGAACAUAACAUCGCUGGGCUUGCGGUCCCUCAAGGAGAUCAGCGAUGGGGAUGUGAUCAUUUCUGGAAACCGAAAUCUGUGUUAUGCCAACACGAUAAACUGGAAAAAACUCUUCGGGACAUCCAGUCAGAAAACCAAAAUCAUGAACAACAGAGCUGAGAACACCUGCCGGGCCACGAACCACAUCUGCAAUCCUUUAUGCUCCUCGGAAGGCUGCUGGGGUCCUGAGCCCAGGGACUGUGUCUCUUGCCAGAAUGUGAGCAGGGGCAGGGAGUGCGUGGAGAAGUGCAACAUCCUGGAGGGGGAGCCAAGGGAAUUUGUGGAAAAUUCUGAAUGCAUCCAGUGCCAUCCAGAAUGUCUGCCCCAGACCAUGAACAUCACCUGUACAGGCCGGGGACCAGACAACUGUGUCAAGUGUGCCCACUACAUUGAUGGCCCACACUGUGUCAAGACCUGCCCAGCCGGCAUCAUGGGGGAGAACAACACCCUGGUCUGGAAGUAUGCAGAUGCGAAUAAUGUGUGCCACCUGUGCCAUGCAAACUGUACCUAUGGAUGUUCUGGGCCAGGUCUUCAAGGAUGUGGACCACCAGAUGGGCCGAAGAUCCCAUCUAUCGCCACUGGGAUUGUGGGAGGCCUCCUCUUCAUAGUGGUGGUGGCCCUUGGGAUCGGCCUAUUCAUGCGAAGGCGUCACAUUGUUCGAAAGCGCACACUACGCCGCCUGCUUCAAGAGAGAGAGCUUGUGGAACCUCUCACACCCAGCGGAGAAGCUCCGAACCAAGCCCUCUUGAGGAUACUAAAGGAAACAGAAUUCAAAAAGAUCAAAGUUCUGGGUUCGGGAGCAUUUGGCACAGUGUAUAAGGGUCUCUGGAUCCCAGAAGGUGAGAAAGUGAAAAUCCCUGUGGCCAUCAAGGAGUUAAGAGAAGCCACAUCUCCAAAAGCCAACAAGGAAAUCCUUGAUGAAGCCUAUGUGAUGGCCAGUGUGGACAACCCUCAUGUAUGCCGCCUCCUGGGCAUCUGUCUGACCUCCACUGUCCAGCUCAUUACACAGCUCAUGCCCUAUGGUUGCCUCCUGGACUAUGUCCGAGAACACAAGGACAACAUUGGCUCCCAGUACCUACUCAACUGGUGUGUGCAAAUCGCAAAGGGCAUGAACUACCUGGAAGACCGGCGUUUGGUGCACCGUGACUUGGCAGCCAGGAAUGUACUGGUGAAGACGCCACAGCAUGUCAAGAUCACAGAUUUUGGGCUGGCCAAACUGCUUGGUGCUGAGGAGAAAGAAUAUCACGCCGAGGGGGGCAAAGUGCCUAUCAAGUGGAUGGCUUUGGAAUCAAUUUUACACCGAAUUUAUACACACCAAAGCGAUGUCUGGAGCUAUGGAGUCACCGUGUGGGAACUGAUGACGUUUGGGUCCAAGCCUUAUGAUGGAAUCCCUGCCAGUGAGAUCUCAUCCAUCCUAGAGAAAGGAGAGCGCCUUCCACAGCCACCUAUCUGCACCAUCGAUGUCUACAUGAUCAUGGUCAAGUGCUGGAUGAUAGAUGCAGAUAGCCGCCCAAAGUUUCGAGAGUUGAUUCUUGAAUUCUCCAAAAUGGCCCGAGACCCACAGCGCUACCUUGUUAUCCAGGGGGAUGAACGAAUGCAUUUGCCGAGCCCUACAGACUCCAACUUCUACCGAGCCCUGAUGGAAGAAGAGGACAUGGAAGAUGUAGUGGAUGCUGAUGAGUACCUAAUCCCACAGCAGGGCUUCUUCAACAGUCCAUCCACAUCGCGGACACCCCUCUUGAGUUCUCUGAGUGCAAAUAGCAACAAUUCCACCGUGGCUUGCAUUAACAGAAAUGGGAGCUGCCGUAUCAAAGAAGACACCUUCUUGCAGCGGUACAGCUCUGACCCCACUGGUGUCCUAAUAGAGGACAGCAUGGAUGAUGCAUUCCUCCCUGCACCUGAAUACAUAAACCAGUCUGUUCCCAAGAGGCCAGCAGGCUCUGUGCAGAACCCUGUCUAUCACAAUCAGCCCCUGCAUCCAGCUCCUGGGAGAGACCUGCAUUAUCAAAAUCCCCACAGCAAUGCAGUGGGAAACCCUGAGUAUCUCAACACUGCCCAGCCUACCUGUCUCAGUAGUGGGUUUAACAGCUCUGCCCUCUGGAUCCAGAAAGGUAGCCACCAAACGAACCUGGACAACCCCGACUACCAGCAGGACUUCUUCCCCAAGGAAGCCAAGCCAAACGGCAUCUUUAAGGGCCCUACAGCUGAAAAUGCAGAGUACCUACGGGUGGCACCUCCAAGCAGCGAGUUUAUCGGGGCAUGACAUGAAGGGGCAUCAUACAAGCUGUAACUUUCUGGACUUUCUAGAAGCCCAGGACCAAGCCAUGGCAGCACCUCCACUCCUGACAGCCAUGCCCACGUUGUGUCAAAUGUCAAACCCUCAGACUGGCUUUAAAGUCUAACUGUGAUGGGCUUUGUCACUGAGCCAAGAAGUGGGCCCCUCCCCUGAUGCCCUUUGGGAAGUUGAAGGUACAUCAAUUGAUCUUCAAACUGUGAAGACGCCACAAAAAGGUAUCCUUCGAGAACACGGUCCAUUGGAACAGAAGUUUGCCUCAUGGUGAGGUACAUGGGGAAAAAAACAGACAUAUGGAGCUUAUUGCUUAGGGAACUUUGGGAUUCUUGUCUUUAUUGAUUUGAUUCAUGUACUCUCAUAGUCUGGGUACACAGAGUUGCCUGGAGUCAACUGACCAGACAGUUGGAUCCACCAGCUCUGCAUCAAGACACUUCCGUGGCAAGACAACUAAACACACAAGAAGCCCUGGGUGCCCUGAGCAGGUCACACUUGUACAGCAUUAAAGCAUGGCAGGUACGAUAGGAUAAGCCACUUUGUCACUUACUGGGGCUGGGAGAAGAGGAAUGACGGGGUAGAAUUUUUUGUAUAACUAUGUCCCUGGCACUUAGCACACGCUAGUUUACCAGUGUUUUCUAUUAGACUUCCUUCUGUGUUUUCUGUUUCAUUGUUUUGAGUUGUAAAUAUGCUUCCCUAUCUUCAUUUCAUGAAGUAAACAAAUGAAAAACCCAGUAUUAAGUAUUAUCAGAACAACCAUGAUUCCACAUUCGAACCCAUUUGAACCAUCAGUAUUGCAACCAAAAGAUUUUAAAUAAGGAGUAACCAUGCAAAAAUCCAUAGAGGAAUUUAACCCAAAUUUUUCGUCUCAGCAUUGUGUCUGCUGAGGCGUGUAUAUGAGACUAUAGAGGCAAAGCUGCUCUUCAAAUCCACUUUACGUUCACCCCUCUACACCCUAAAACUAGUGUAAACCACACGUGGAGGAUAAAUCUAUUUAAUUUUAAAAGUGUUUAUUAGAGAUAUGCUUUUUCCCUGGUAAGCUGCCACCAUUUUUUUCCCUUUUAGAAAAAUGAUCUAGGCUUCCAUGCAAUAAGGGGCAACCCAUGGUAGGCUCAGUGUGCAGGUUCCAAGAAAGAGAAUGUCAAGAACAGAGUGGAAUGCAGUAUCCAUUUGAAAGCUAAGGAUGCUUGCAGGGGGAGGCCAUGUUCCCAAGGAUGUUUGCAGAGGGGAGGGGAUUCAUCCCCAAGUGAUCUCACCAUCAUUGGUGCAUCCGGCUACCCAAGAUCUCCUUGCAGCCUGAUAGGCUAAUAGCCAUUUUUGAUAACCAGUAUCAUAAAGAUCUUGGCAUCCAUCCCUUCCCAUUUACCAAGUAAUAGAUGGACAAGGACUUAUAUACACUAACCAUAGGGCAAAAUGAUGAAUGCCAGACAAGGUAUCAGCCAGGCACUAGAGCACAGAGAAGGAUGGUACAUUCUGUUGGAGAGAUCUAGAAAGUUCACAAAGGAGACAAGACUGCCUACUAUCCAUCUGAGAUCUAAAGGUCAUAAACACCAGGAAAAUGGAAAGUGCUUCUUUAGAGCAGUGGGUCCUCACUGGUCCUAAAGCUAUGACCCUUUAAUACAGUUCCUCAUGUUGUGGUAACCCCCCAACCAAAAAAUUAUUUUUGUUGCUACUUCAUAACUGUAAUUUUGCUACUCUUACAAAUCACAAUGUAAAUAUCUGACAUGCUAUUUGAUACGCAGGUUAUCUGACAGGGGUCAAAACCCGCAGGUUGAGAACCACUGCCUUCAAGGUUUCAACCAAGAGAGCAGUGAUCAGAGGGCUUUACUAGAAAGUCAGGGGCAAGACCAAAUCAAUCAUCCUUACAUGCCUGCUGCUCCCUCAGGCCUGGGAAUGAAGCUCGCAGCACCCUCUGGGUUUCCUGUUAUCCACUCCUGGUGUUCAUCUGUGAAAAGAGAUGCCAUCUACGAAAUUAAGGAGAUUAAGCAGCAUUUAUGGAGAUUGAAUUUCCAUGUCAUCACCAGGAAAUGCCAUGCUGAUCACAGUGAACACAGAGGAAACAUUUAGUCAGGAUUUCGCUCAAAAUUGGAGUAUAGAAUGAGUCUGUCAGGUACCUAUCAGGAACAGGUAAUCAGUGAGAGAGAAGCAUCACAAGCCAUGCAAAUUGUAGCAAUGAAACCUUAGUAUUUUUGUACUUUGAAAUACUUUCUUAUAACAAAAUAAAGUGGCAAAACUAUUCAGACUUGCUUUUCUUCUUAUUUACGUACUCAGCAUAAAGUUUAGUUGUUGUCAGGGUUAAGAGUAUGUUUGCCAGUGUGUCCUCACUGUGUCUGUGCAGGGAGACAGGGCUGUGAACUCUGCCAAGCAGACCCUUCCUUUUGCAGUGGUUCUCAACCUUCCUAAUGCAGUUCCUAAUUCAGUUCCUUGUGUUGUGGUGGCCCCCAACCAUCAAGUUAUUUUGUUGAUACUUUGUAGUAGUAAUUUUCCUACUGUUAGGAAUCCUAGUUUAAAUGUCUGAUAUGUCUUUCAAAGGUACCUUAGCAGCUACUGGGGGUAAUGAGAAGGAAGGCACCAUGCUGGACCAGCAUUCCAGUCCAUCGCUGGCAGACCUAGCUCAGCUUAACUCUGCCACAGUGAACCAGCCUCAUAUACCUCUCAGGGCUUCUUUAUACUAAUUGUCUCUCAGUCCAGUCUUUUUAUGUCUUGAUCCCAUCCUGGCUAUUGGGCAGUUCAUGGAGAAAUAAAUAUAUGGAGCUAACAUUUACAUGAGCACAAACAUUAUAUAUAUUGUACAAAUAUAUAUAUAUAUAUAUAUAUAUAUAUAUAUGUACAAAGAGCUGCUAUCAUUAUACCCUAUAAAAAUUACUUUUUUACUUCACGAUGAAAAAUGAUAAUCUCUUAAAUGCUAAAUUUGCUGUGAGUCCCUUCUGUCAUAGGCUUUAUAGGUAGAAGCCCUGGGAAAGCACAAAGUUGCAUUCCAGCUCAUGAUAACACAGUCUAGGCAUUUGUUGGGCCUUUUUUUGAUUGGUUGGUUGGUUGGUAGGUUGGUUGUUUUUUUUUUCUUUAUCAUCCCACCCCAUCCCCAAACUGUAGAUAUAGACGAUGCUGGACUGCAUAAGCACUGAAGCACUGGGUGUGUCUUGGGUGGGCUACCCUGGGAGGUUUCCAGCCAGUACAGUGUUAACCUGAUUCUUCUUAAGCCCAUGGGCAUUUCAAAGUACCUCCAGGAUGUUGCAAUAAGCAUCAAAGUUUCCAGAGCCACUGUAAAAGGCUUGAUAAGGGGACCAUUGGCACUCACUAGUGGCUGCCCAGCUGUGGUUCAUUCAUAUUGGUCCUUUGGUUGCAUUACAUAAGACAAAGCUGGUACAUGAAGAUCAUGCACCCACAUCUACCCUCACUACAAAUGGAAAGUACUGGAAAGCUUAGAAAGGCUUUCCCAGCCCCUGCAGGCUCAGGCAGUCAGAAUCCUAGAGGGGCACCCCGCCCUUGAUCCCAGUCCUCAUCUGCAUCGUCUUCGUCCAUGGUACAGGAUCAUGCCAGGUCAGAGUAGAAUAAACCCCUGGUUAGGUACAGACUUACUGGCUCACAGAAACCAAACUUUGCAGUCACCACUAUUCCUUGUCCACAAGUGUAGCCUUUCCAAAAUCCUCCUCUUUUUUUUUCCCCCAAUGAAACCUUUAUCCUGAAAAUGGCAAAAAUCUAAGUCUGGGCCUUACUAAAGUCCUGGGACAUCUUGUUAAAGUCCUUGGACAUUGUGUGUUAUCUAAGAAACAAGUCAUAAAAACCCACCACUUUCCACCUCCCCGCACUGGAUGAGCUGUUCCCAUUUAAGAAGCAGAUGUUAAAGUUAUGCCUAAUCUCUACUUUCUUUUGAUAAGCUUGUGUUUGUAUUAAAGCAUAAUGAUCUGUUUACAUUUCCUUGCUUGGGGGCUGUAAAACCGUAACUGAGCAGAAGCCCCUCACUCUUCAUCCCAGCCACAGCUACCAUUCCAGAGACAAAAAUCUUGCUACUGUUAAAGCCACAUGUAGACAGAAUUUGUAAAUGUAAAUGUAUUUUUGUACCUGUUUUUAGUAUAUUGUCCUCUUUAUGUAGCACUGAACUUUGUAAAGUAUAUUUUUUUAGGAAACUUGUUCUUGUUGUUGUUGUUUUCUAAAGAAAACUGCUUUGGAAAAACCAUAAUAGAAUCAAAAUUUGAAAUUGAAAUCUUUGCUUAGAAACAGUUCCACUGAGGAGAGGGGAGAGGUCUCUUAGGUGAAUGUGCAUCCUUAUUACAGCACUAAGCUAGGUAGGUCAUUUCCAUGGUGAAUGACAGGAGAGUCAUUUAGUAGCGUUACAGGCAGAAAAGAUGAAAGGCAUAUGAGCUUUGUGCUGGUCUGAGAAGAAGCUGUGGAUUCUGGGGCAACGUCAGCAGAGGGAUUGCUACCUGCUGGUCACCACUAGAGGAAUUUAAAUGACCUUGUAAAUGAAUGACAUGAAACACAACAUUUUGUUGGUUUACAUAUGCUAAUGCAACAUUAACAUCAAUUAUUUUGUUUUUAUAGUAACAAUGCCGUUCACUCACUAGUGUGUCCUAGAAAUGUCUGAAAAGCCGCAAUAAUAUUUAUGCUUGUUUGGGUUACUUAAUAUAUUUCUGAAAUGUAUCACGUGCAAACAGGGUCACCCUAGACCAGCCUUAUCAGCCAUACAUGCAGCAUAAAAUCACCUCAAUUGGUUUUACAACUCUUGAAAUCCAGCCAUACCCAAGAACAAUCAAAUAGGAGUCUCCACGGAGUAAAACUUGAGAAAUUUUAGUUUUUAAAAGUCCUAAGUCCCUUCUCAUGUAUAGAAUCAUGAUUUUUUUUUAACCCUGUUUAAGAUUUUAAAAAAUACAAGCUCAGGGAUUAGCCAUAGACUCAUAGGUGACUCUGUAGAUGCGGAUGGUAUCCAGGCCCAGAGAAACCUAAGUCUGCUUUCCAGCAUCUUUCUGGAGAGUGGGGGUGUCAGAAACCUAGGCGGGGUUCCCCUGGCAGCUACCUGGCCAUUUAAAGUAUCUAGCCAAAGGUCGAGAAGCUAGAGAAGGGACACCAGACAUCCCCAGCACUAUUUUUGUGUUACCUAAGCAAGCUCUAUAUGCGGCUUAUACAUCCAACUUCAUUGGCAGUCCACCAACAUGUGCCAAUCCACAAACCUCCAUCUCCCAGAAGGAAAACCUUGACCUAUUAUUUUGACUGCAAUGGGCAGAUUACUAAAUACUUAUGUGGCUUUUGUAAGAAUAAGACUCCAAGAAGUGGAAUCUUUCAUUAAACACACACACACAUACACACACACAAUACUGGGAUAAAACACUGAAGCAGCUAAUCCAGAUUUUUCUGCUAUGUGCACCAUGAUCUUCCAGUCUUGCCUGAAUUUCCAACAAAAUUGCUAGGAGUCAUUACCUCACAUCAGCAGAAAAAUAUAAGAAAGGAUCUGCAUUUAUACGUCUUACAUGCAUUUUUUAAUUUGGAAAAUGUAAUGCCGUACUCUCUUGGUUUGAAUACAAAGUGUUGUUACUGUAUAAUACAAAAAUGCAGAAAUGACGACACCCCAGGAUGUAAUGACUGUUUCCAGAUGUCAUGACAUGACUAAGCACAGACAGCAGUAAUCACAUGUUAGUUUAGUUCACACAAUAGUUUUACAGCUUCUUAUAUGGUACACUUUAACUUUGUAAAGUCAUGCAAUAAUGAAAACAAUAUUUGUACAAAUGCAAAGCAAGAUGUCUUUUACAUACUGUUGAUUAGAACGUGUUGAUUGUACAUUAAGUAUUAAAAAUUGGAUGUGUGUUCUUCAUUGCUUGCUACUCCUAAGAAGUUAAUGACUUCAGCAUUCUUUGUUAACAGUACAGUGUGCUUUCUGUUACUAUUCAUAUCUGACUAUAGACACUUUCUUGACUUUUUCUUGUUUUCAAAUUUAUUUUGACUUAACUUGCUGAUUUUGUGGUGCUGUGUGGACCAAUGAGCUGUAUUCCCCACCCCAACUGAAAACAUUUUUUAAAAAAAUUAAUAAACCUUAUUUUCAGAGAA
Molecule: messenger RNA, 9960 nt
Organism: Apodemus sylvaticus (European woodmouse)
Lineage: Eukaryota; Metazoa; Chordata; Mammalia; Rodentia; Muridae
Gene: Egfr
Product: epidermal growth factor receptor
Exons: 28
Coding region: 268-3897 (1209 amino acids)
Biological process (GO): cell surface receptor protein tyrosine kinase signaling pathway; positive regulation of kinase activity; cell differentiation
Cellular component (GO): signaling receptor complex; basal plasma membrane
Molecular function (GO): epidermal growth factor receptor activity; ATP binding; epidermal growth factor binding
Source: RefSeq, a predicted model, not a curated record